This is a messenger RNA of Xyrauchen texanus (razorback sucker), 2634 nucleotides long. RefSeq names its product growth factor receptor-bound protein 2b (gene grb2b). The coding region runs from base 372 to 1025 and encodes 217 amino acids. The record is from RefSeq and is a predicted model, not a curated record. The transcript is spliced from 6 exons. NCBI's taxonomy places the organism in Eukaryota, Metazoa, Chordata, Actinopteri, Cypriniformes, Catostomidae. Gene Ontology annotation, molecular function: protein binding.
AGAAAAACAGCAAUCUUUCACCAUUUCCAGUCAGACGGGGUACAAGAGCUUGAUUAGGAAUAACGAUUAAAGACUAUUUCAAGUGGAUUCAAAGUUCAUUAAAACGAGAGGAAGUAUCGGCCCUUACAAUUGUUGACGAGGGUUUCUCGCCGUGUCCUUUAUGUGAGGAUCGCGACGAGAGAGAGAGAGACUUGGGGCAGAGAGAGAGAGACAGGUGGAGAGACAGCGGAGAUCAUUGUGUCUUUUUAGAUCUGUGCUUAUCAUCUCUAUUGAGAUCUCAUUGUCUGGUCAUCUGCUCGACAACAAGGAAAUAAACUGCAUUAAGAGGCUUUUACCACUGCUUCACUGUACCUUAUUACAUAGGUGUCAUCAUGGAGGCCAUAGCCAAGUAUGAUUUCAAAGCAACUGCAGAUGACGAGCUGAGUUUUAAACGUGGCGAAGUAUUGAAGGUAUUAAAUGAAGAGUGUGAUCAGAACUGGUAUAAGGCAGAACUAAACGGCAAAGAUGGUUUCAUUCCAAAGAACUACAUCGAAAUGAAGGCACAUCCGUGGUUCUUUGGGAGAAUUCCAAGGGCCAGAGCAGAAGAGAUACUCAACAAACAGAGGCAUGACGGAGCGUUCCUCAUCAGAGAGAGUGAAAGCGCACCUGGAGACUUCUCCCUUUCUGUCAAGUUUGGCAAUGACGUACAGCACUUCAAAGUGCUGCGUGACGGGGCUGGAAAGUACUUCCUCUGGGUUGUGAAGUUUAACUCUCUCAACGAGCUGGUGGACUAUCACCGCACCACUUCCGUUUCCCGAAACCAACAGAUCUUUCUACGAGACAUCGAGCAGGUGUCACAGCAUCCAACAUACGUGCAGGCCUUGUUUGACUUCGACCCUCAGGAGGACGGCGAGCUCGGCUUCAGACGUGGAGAUUUCAUUCAGGUCCUGGACAACUCGGACCCCAACUGGUGGAAGGGCGCCUGUCACGGCCAAACGGGCAUGUUCCCACGCAACUACGUCACGCCUGUUAACCGGAACAUGUAAAAAGAAAACGAAGCAAUUAGUAAAUAAAUUGUCAUUAAUGGCCCUUCAAAUUCACAUACAAUCAGACUGCCCUAAAUGUCCCCUAGCAACACCCUUAAAGUCCCGUGAAAUCCAAAGUGGCGCAGAAGAAUGGAAAUCACGAAAGAAAAGGAAAAAAUAAAAGUAGCGGAGAGGAUGGACGCCCCACCUCUCCCAUGGUGCCUGGGCGAAACUACUAUUUCCUGAGAAUUUUUGAUGUCUUCGUGAACGCUUGCAGUCGAGGCAAAGGAGAGGCUGAAUUUUAGCAUAGUACACACCAAGCAUGAAUUAAAACAACAUUUGAUUCUGUCUAGAUUCAUCCUGCUGCUUUUGCCUUCUUUUGUAGUCUGCAUUUAGAUUUUUAUUUGAUUUUUUUUUUUUCUCUCUUUUGGCUGCAUGUUUAAAUCUCUUUAUAAUAGCAAAUCCUGGAGCUGUUUUUAUGCAUUCUAAAAAAUAAAAUAAAAAUAUGUAAAAUGUAAGAGAAAAAAUGCAAAAGCAUUGUACAUCUGGGCUGUUGUAAAACAAAAUCACCUAUAGAGAGAAUCCAUUUUUUUAAGAAUAUAUAUUAUAUAUAUAUUUGUAUGCGUCUGUCUGUUUUACUUUUCGAACACACAUUGUCUUCUUUUUCCGAUUGUAAAUUAUGUUGCGUUUUUUGGGAGGGUGGAUGAAACGGAGUAGCUCUUGAACAUGCUAACUCAUCGGUAUAAUUAUAUAAAUAUCUGAGAUAUUUCAGACAUAACACCGUAGUAUUUAAAGCAUCAUGUAUUCCAUUUGAUGCCAUCAUUCUUAUUUUAUAACUUGAUAGGUGAGCGGAGCCUUUUGAUGAUAAUAAUAACGAUUUAUUGUCAGGAAGCUUCCGUGUGCGUGAAAAUGGACGUCGAUUAUGCAAGAGUUUGUCUAAUGUGAAACCCACACAGGCUAGCCACCAUUUUUAGCCAAUGUAUUUAUUGCAGCCAUUUUAAUUUGUCUUGGGAUGUGAAUGUAGCUGACAUUACUCUGUAGACUUCACGAGUGACGUAAGUUUGGAGAGUUUACCACAGUUGAUUUCAGUCCGAGACGUGUCAAUUUACAGUGUCAAAAUCCAUACAUUGCAUAUGGAACACAAGCUGUUCGCCAGAUUGCAUUUGUAAGUAAAACGAUUAAAAAGUGUGAGAUUUGGCUUUUAAUUGCUGAAAAACUGGCUGACGCUAGUUAAGCCAGUAAGAAGAAACCGGAGAUUUUUCGUACAUGAGUUGACACAUCGACUUUACUGAUGUGAUGUUUCUCUUAUCUUUGUCCACUUUUCAGUGUUGUAUGUUUUAGCUCUUACAUAAAUUUGUUUCUUUCUGUAUUACUGACCCACCCCCCAUCCCAAAUUAUUUUUAUGUGAAUUGUGUUUUGUUCUCUCUGAAUUAGUGCCUUUUUCUCUGGUGUGACAGUGUCUCUGGCUUGCUGCUUUAGCCUGAGUAUUGGGCUUCGUCAGACCCACAGUGAGAAAUCAUGUGACCUACCCACCACCCCCUCCCCCUAAACACACCUGAACACAGUCCUAUUUAAUUGUUUCACUUUUUUUUGCCUUGUUUCUUUUGAAUAAAAGUGAAAUGAAAAAAAA